Enhydra lutris kenyoni (northern sea otter) is the source of this 3256-nucleotide messenger RNA. RefSeq names its product interferon-induced protein with tetratricopeptide repeats 2-like. Gene Ontology annotation, molecular function: protein binding. NCBI's taxonomy places the organism in Eukaryota, Metazoa, Chordata, Mammalia, Carnivora, Mustelidae. The transcript is spliced from 2 exons. Gene Ontology annotation, cellular component: cytosol. Gene Ontology annotation, biological process: defense response to virus. Bases 100 to 1455 code for a protein of 451 amino acids. The record is from RefSeq and is a predicted model, not a curated record.
UCUCCCUAGCAUCUCUGGAAGACAGAGCAGGAAGAUCUCUGAAGAGCACAGCAGCCUGAGCUACAGCCUUCCAGAACUGCUGAGAAGCGCUCCGCAAACAUGAGCGAGAGCACCAUGACCGCCCUGGAGAGCUGCUUACCGCAGCUGAAAUGCCAUUUCAACUGGAACUUGGUGGAGGGAGGAGAGUCGCUGGAUGAGUUUGAAGACAAGGUGUGUAACACCACGGAGUUUCAGAACAACGAGUUCAGAGCGACGGUGUUCAACAUCCAGGCCUACAUUGAGCACCGCAGAGGCCACGGAGAGGCGGCGCUGGAGUGCCUGCGGCGGGCGGAGGAGCUGAUCCGGCGGGAACACCCGGAGCAAGCGGACACCCGAAGUCUGGUCACCUGGGGCAACUUCGCCUGGGUCUCCUACCACCUGGGCAGACACGCAGACGCGCAGAUGUAUGUGGACAAGGUGAGACGAGUCUGCGCGGAGGCUCGCAGCCCCUACAGAAUGGAAAGCCCAGAGCUGGACUUUGAGGAGGGGUGGGCCCGGCUACAGUGUGGAGGGAGGCACAACGAGAGGGCCAAGGUGUGCUUUAAGAAGGCUCUGGAAAAGGAGCCCAAGAACCCGGAUUUUGCCUUGGGACUGGCCAUCGCCAGCUACCGUCUGGACGCCUGGCCACAGCCUCAGAAUCCCGUGGACCCUCUGCGGCGGGCCAUCCGGCUGAAUCCUGACAACCAGUACGCGAAAGUCCUCUUGGCGCUGAAGCUUCAGAAGAUGAAGGAGGAAGAGGAAGCAGACAGGCUCGUGGAGGAGGCGCUGAAGGGAGCCCCGGGGGCGACAGAUGUGCUCUGCCAAGCAGCAAAGCUGUAUCGGAGGAAAGGGGCCCUGGACCAAGCUGCAGAGCUGCUGAGAAAGGCCCUGGAAAGUUCUCCGGACAGCACCAUCCUGCACUGGCGAAUUGGCUGCCUCUACAGGACCAAAGUCCUCGAGAUGCUCCAGGACCCAGGAAGGAAUGAGAUGAGCGGCCAAAGGGCGAAGUUACAGGAAACCAUAGAACAAGCUGUGUAUCAUUUAAAAAGAGUGGAUGAGGCCAGUGCAGAGCUCCCCUGUGUCUGCUCCUACCUGGCCUGUCUCUACGCGCAGGCAGGUAAGUAUGAUGCCGCGGAGCAUUACUUCCAGAAAGAAUUCAGCAAAGAGCUUUCUCCAGGAGCCAGACAAGUGCUCCACCUGCGCUACGGCAACUUCCAGCUGUACCAGCUGAAGUGCGAAGACAAGGCCAUCCACUAUUUCAUACAGGGCAUGAAAAUCAACCAGGAAUCAAAGGAGAAAGAAAAGAUGAAAAAUAAGCUGCAGAAAAUUGCCUGUACCAGGCUUUCUAAAAACGGAACUGAUUCCGUGGCUUUGCACCUCUUGGCAUUUCUUCAGGAGCUGAAUGGAGACAUGCGGCCAGCAGAGGAAAACUCCUAGAGGUGUUUGGACUCUGGAAACUUCCUCCAUUCAGUAUCUUUCACUGAGGAAUAAGGAAUCAAUAUAUAGUGCUGGCGGGACGAUACAGGGAAGGGAGCAGAAACCCUUCCACCAAGUGGGUAUUCAUGAUAUGGGACAACUUUACAGCAGCAUAGGCGUGGACUGAGCUGCUGGUCAUGGGUCUGCACCGGGUUUGGGGAGGAUACCUGCUGGGUAUCACACAUGAAUUGCCCAGGGAGUUCUGGGACAGGGAUUAGAUUGGAGAGGGGAGGGAGGAGAGGGUCGCAGGGCUUGGUUAGGGGGCUACUUCCCAACUGACCUCUUGGGAGUAGUUUGCAUUGUGAUAUUCCCUUAGUCAUCCUCCCUGUGGUGAUGUCUUGGAUUUGUCUCUGGGUUUAGAUAAAGCAGCCAGAUCCCUCACAUCUGAAACAGUGUGGUCUGUUUUUGCAAUGUUUUUCCACCCUUGGAAUCAUUUUAGAUCUUGUGCAGUUUGGCCCUGCAGAGACACUAAUGUGUCCAUUCAAAGGCGGGGGGACCAAAGCCUCCAUAGGGCUGGGUAUCUUCUCUCCCUCACUUCUGCUUCCUCCCAGAUAGUCCUCAGUCUAGACUGUCUAUACAUCCUGAGUUAAAUUGCCCCAUUAACUGAGGUGGGAACAUAGUUUGAAAACAAGAGAGCAGAGAACAGGUUGAAUUUGGAGAGAGCACAACCAAGACGAGCAGUGGGGCCAGGCCGUCAGGGUACAAGGGUUUCAGGAGGCACGUGGGAAGAUUUCACAUCCAUUCUAGCCUCCCCAGAUUACAGCAUGUCAAGAAUAAAAAGAAUAAAUAAAAACUUUAAAACGUGUGUAAAAAAAAAUAAAUGUCACGCCAGUAGGGACAGGGAUUGAGCAGACAAAAGAGAGAGAGAAAAAAUGCUGGUUUGUCCUUGCAGACUAUAAAUCCAUGGAGAAAAAAAAUCUCAUUUUCUUGGCCACUUUUAGGAAAAUUUCCUUGUAUGACGAAGACUUGCUUUAUUCAAAAAGGCUUGGAUGAGCACAGGCCCACAGUAAGAGAAAAACAGCAGAACAGAAGGCUCAUUUGGACACCAAGGACCUAGCAAAAGGUCUUGCGAAAUGACAUCACUAAUAGAGAAUUUUUUUCCCCAAUUAUACUGCUGUAAAUUAGGUGAUAUAAAACUUCUUUUCACCCUGAAAAUCUUCAAGGAAACCACAAAAUUCAUGGUUUGCUUGGAGUGAUUGGGGUUUUCUAGGUAAAUACUGAAUAGUCCAUGAGAUCAGGAUCAGUGCGAACCAAACCAGAGUCAGGUGACCCAGCAUGAAACAAACCCUCAGUCAUCCUCUGGGUUGCAAAAUAUUUGCCUGUUCAGAUUAAUUUAAAAUUAAAUAGUGGUUACCAGGAGAUGUGGGUUAGGGAAGUGGGAGAGAUGUUGUUUAAAGGUACAAACUCACAACUAGUAAAUAAAUCCUGGAGAUCUAAGGUAUAGUAUCAUGAAUAUAGACAACAAUAUUGUAUUCUAAUCAUCAAACCUGCUAAGAGGCUUGAUCUUGAUUAUUCACACCAAAGAAAAGAAAUGAUAAUUACAUGACAUGAGAGAGGUGGUAACUAUUGCUACAAUAACUGUUGCUACAAUCAUAAUAUAUAAAUGUAUCAAAUCAACAUUAAAUUUGCAGUAUUGUAUGUGAAAUGUAUUUCAAUAAAUUGAUGCAUAGUAUGGAUUCCUGGAAAAAGCCACAGAUUUAAUGAAUAAAUAACUUGGAGGGAUGGAACAUAAAAGAGUGUUCUUGGGGGCGCCUGGGUGGCU